AUGGUUGCUGAUGCUCUGAGUAGAAGAUCCAUGGGAAGUUUGACCAGGUUGCCCGUGGCCGAGCGUCGAAUAGUUAAGGAAGCCCAACAAAUAGCUAGCCAAGGGGUUCGUCUCGAUGAGAAGUAUGAUGGAAGAGGUGCUCAAUUUACUGCUCAGUUCUGGCAGAGUUUUCAGGAAGGUCUUGGUACCCGAGUGAAUCUAAGUACGGCUUUUCACCCCCAAAAAUACGGUUAUCAGGCAAGUAUCCAAAUGGCCCCAGAGGCCCUAUGUGGGAGAAGGUGUCGUUCUCCUAUGAGAUGGUUUGAGAUAGGUGAAACAAAGCUUAUUGGGCCAACUAUAGUACAAGAUGCCUUGAAGAAGGUGAAGCUAAUUCAAGAACGUGUUAAAAUAGCUCAAAGCCGACAAAAGUCAUACACAGAUAUUAGACACUGCGAUCUUGAGUUCAGAGAAGCUUUACCUCCAAAGUUAUCUGCAGUGCAUCCAGUUUUUCAUGUGUCAAUGCAAAAAUUGUACUUUAAUGACCGGAGUUAUGUAAUUGAUAGGCGGGAGAUAGAGUUUGGUGAUACUAUGUCAUAUGAGGAGGUCUCUGUAGCUAUAAUAGAUAGGCAAGUUCGUAGGCUUCAAACCAAAAAUGUUGCUUCGGUAAAAGUAAUGUGGAGCAACCAUUCAGCUCAGGAAGCUACGUGGGAGCCAGAAGAAGCCAUAAGAGAAAAAUAUCCUUAUUUGUUCGAGAUUUCAGGUACAUAG
Molecule: messenger RNA, 747 nt
Organism: Nicotiana attenuata
Lineage: Eukaryota; Viridiplantae; Streptophyta; Magnoliopsida; Solanales; Solanaceae
Exons: 4
Coding region: 1-747 (248 amino acids)
Source: RefSeq, a predicted model, not a curated record